This is a messenger RNA of Syngnathus typhle (broad-nosed pipefish), 3487 nucleotides long. RefSeq names its product Kruppel like factor 6a (gene klf6a). The coding region runs from base 255 to 1118 and encodes 287 amino acids. Gene Ontology annotation, molecular function: DNA-binding transcription factor activity, RNA polymerase II-specific; RNA polymerase II cis-regulatory region sequence-specific DNA binding. NCBI's taxonomy places the organism in Eukaryota, Metazoa, Chordata, Actinopteri, Syngnathiformes, Syngnathidae. The transcript is spliced from 4 exons. The record is from RefSeq and is a predicted model, not a curated record. Gene Ontology annotation, biological process: regulation of transcription by RNA polymerase II.
GGGAACUUUGCAGAGCCAGUUGCUCGCCAUCUAGUCCGGUGCAGUGUUUGCAAAUACCUUAAACGCCAGGCAAGAGAAGAAGGAGGGGGACGGAAGGAGGCUGCUUGAAAACAAGCGCUGCUCGGUUUGCGUCGCAUGCGAGUUACAGCAGGGGACACUCUUCGCUCCUUUUCUUCUUGGCUUGUUUUUUCUUCCUUACCGACACGUUUAACGCGCAGAUCAAAUAGGCUUACUUUGAAAGAAGCUCGGGCAAAAUGGAUGUUCUACCCAUGUGCAGCAUCUUUCAAGAACUUCAAAUAGUUCACGACACGGGCUAUUUCUCCGCCUUACCGUCACUGGAGGAGUACUGGCAGCAGACAUGCUUGGAACUGGAGCGCUAUCUGCAGAGCGAGCCUUACGUCUCCACUCCUGAGCUGAAGUUUGAUGGCCAGGAGGACCUCUGGAGCAAGUUGAUCUUAGCCUGCGGGGACAAGGCCAAAGCCGAGGCCGACCCCAAGUUGCCCCCGGCCCCCCAAGAGGAGGACAAUCACGACAGUCCCAUUUUUGACACCAACAGUGUGAAUUCAGAUGCCAGCAGCGAAGCGUCAGACAGUUCCGAGGAGCUCUCACCCACGCACAGCUUUACCUCCAACCCUCUGGGCUCUGCCUUGGUAGGCUCUGGACCUUUUAGCCCGUCCGUGAUCAGCACUCCGCCGUCCUCGCCGGAGGCUAUCUCCGAGCCCGGCGGCGUGGUGAGCGGCUGGGUCGGCACGCACGGCGACUUGCACUUGCCGGGCAAAAUCAGGAGCGGCGGCGUGGCAAAGAGUUCGGAAAAGACGGGACUCACCUGCGGGGAUGUUUCCCCGGACGGCAGGAGGAGAAUACACAGGUGUCAGUUCAACGGCUGUCGCAAGGUUUACACAAAGAGCUCCCACCUAAAAGCACACCAGCGCACUCAUACAGGUGAGAAGCCGUACAGGUGUUCAUGGGAGGGCUGCGAGUGGCGUUUUGCACGGAGCGACGAAUUGACCAGACACUUCAGGAAGCACACCGGGGCAAAGCCAUUCAAAUGCAGUCACUGUGACAGAUGUUUCUCCAGGUCUGACCAUCUGGCUCUUCACAUGAAGAGGCACAUCUAAAGCCGGGGUGAGCACCAAACCAAGCAACACAGCGGAGGGCAAAUGUUUUUUUUUUCUUUUUUUUUUUUUUCUUUCUUAAUGGGGGGAAAAAAAAUCACAGUCUCCCUACCAGCCUCUUGGUUGAACUUAUCCCAGAGAGCCGAGUGGUGGGAGUGUGUUCCAGCCAAAGCAUGCUGUUUUGCACCAUACUGAAACCCAGUGCCUCCGGGACCUCUCUUCAGAGGGGGGGGGGGGGACGCCCUGAAGGUUGCAACAAGCGGACAAAAUCAUCAAUAGGGAUAAAGAUGCUGAGAGCAAUUUUUUUCAUUUAAAAAAACGGUCAGGAAAAAAAAAACUAAGAAAAAAAAAAAAGAUAAGAAUGAAUGAUUUUGUUUGUAUGGUGCAUGAUGUUUUGGGGACAUCUCCCCAUUGGACAGCUGAUACACUGGUACUUUGCAAAAACUGUCUGAGGUGAGCACGAAUGUACUGUGAAUGACUUGGCAAUCGCCUGCCUGCCCCCUUUUACGGGAAGAAUAGAGAAAGAGAAGAAGAGAAGGAUGGAUGGCUAGCUGGAUGGUCCGAGGGGGCUGGCACCGACGUUGCUGUGGACUGAGUGGGCUUUCCUGGGGAAACAUUCCACUUGUGUUUCCCCAGUGGCAGCCUGUCUGGCACCUAGACUUGGGGGGUGAGGAGGUUUUUCUACCAGAGGAAAAAAAAAAAUUCACGUCACCUUUCUGGUUUAGGACCGAAACUCACCCCCGUGGUCGCUGUAUGAGUUUUUUUUUGUUUUGGUGGUUUUUGGUGCAGCUACUAAAUGUGCAAUGUGUUAUGUAGCCUGAUUUCUUAUUUUUUUACAAGCUACAAAGCUUCCUUUGUAGUCCAAUUGUAUAAGCUGUGUGCUUAGAGGUAUAACACGACUAUAACUUCAGUAUCAUAGACAGGUGUUGCAUGGUUCUAGGGUUUGUUCAUUUCCCGUCUCCACUAUAAUCAGGACUGCAAAUAGUUUCAAUUAAAGUGCAGCUAAAACGCAAACGGUUAAAAAAAAAAAAAAAAAUGUUACAAUAUUGUACAUAAAGCCUUGAUGAUUCCCUCUUUUUAUUUUAUUUAACCAAAUCCUCAUUCCUGUGUUCAUUUCACCACCGCUUGCUUGUUCUCAUUCAUCUUCUGCCUUGGGGUGACAAUUUUGGAAUUUUUUUGUACUUUCUUUCUAUCUAAUAAUGCACUGUUGACCUGAAUGGUGCCUUAUGCAAGUGACUGCCCCGAGGCAGCGGCGGUGUGCUCCUGUCGGGAGGUCGUAUUUGUUGUUCUGGGUGAUUUCGACAAGCUCGAUCAAGGCUCAAUUACAAGUUUUCUCGUUGUGUUUGGUGACGGCGAUCUCUUUUUUUCUUAACUGUGCUCACUCAAGUAUUUUCUUUUGCGCCGAUUUAGCGACAAUUCUGUAAAUAGAUAAAAUGCUGUAUGUUGAAAGCACUUAUUUUUCGUUAUUAACGAUGUCAACUACUGUGUAGUAUGUACUGAUGUCCAUCAAGCACAGCUCAAAAGGUACAAAAAAAAAGACCCCCCGUUAUUUUAAGUUGAUGCUUUUCUUAGUCACAACCCCCCUCCCUUGCCACCUUGUCCCUUUUAUGCCUGCAAGUGGGACCGAAGAAAUAGCUAAAGAUUUAUUGUAAUUAACAGGCUGCAGUUGGACAGGCCUCGCCUUGUAGUGCCUCACAGUAAUGAAUUGCUAAAGGCUUUGUUGGCAUGGAAUCUGUCACAGACUGCUGACUGUGGAGGUUGGAUAUUGACCUGUCUGGGGAGUGCUGUUUUAGCAAGAGGCAACAACAGUAUUAGGAAAACCAAAAGAAGGAUCCGGCCCAAAAAGCAGGCAUGAUGCGCCGAUGAGGGGGUGAUAAAGAUCAACCAUUGACAGUGCUUGUCAAACCUAAAUCAGAGUCAAAACACUAACUGCCCCCGAGGGUGACUCCCGAUGGAUAUUUGCCAAAAGGAAUCAGAUGUUGCGCGGGAAUAUAUAGAUUUCAAAUGGCCGGGACGCGCCGAGACGUGUACAAACUUGAAACGACGAUAGAUUGGAGAUAGCUGGCAGCCGAUACAGUUCAAAUGGUAAUUGAGCCUUGAAACAGCUUUGUUUGCUGACAUGGUUUUCACUCCACGUCAUCUCUUUCAUGCCACUACUACUAUUCCAGCUCUUCUGUCUCUCACACACAAACACACACACACACACAGCUUUGUUCUCAAUUGAAUCUUUGUAUAAAAGGAAAAAAAAAACAACUUUUGUAAAAUUGUUAUGUUUAUGCUUUAUGAAAUUUUUAUUUGGAAUUGUUUUGCAAAAUUGUUAUAUUUCUGUAUGAAUGUAUUUUUUAUUGGAAUAAUAAGAAAUUCUUAUCUGA